AUGAUCUCUGGGGUCAAUGCUGAAAUAUAUGAAAUUACUCAAUUCUUCAAACGGAAUUCUCAACCCUUUCUACAACGAAACCAUAACAUUAAGCCGGCUUUGAAGAGUUACAUUCGAAAUGCGGGGAGUUUCCUGUACUCGUGGGACCUGGAUGCUACAUAUUUGUUUGACGACCAACCUCAGCCGGACAAGUUGGGUGGAUUAAAACUUCAGUCCAAAAGUCAAUUUCAAACACUAUACGACUAUUGCAUUCGAGAAAAAGUGCCAGUUAUUGCACAUUUGUCUUAUAAGAAGCACUCUACUGAGUAUUUGUAUGAGUUCAAAGACUUGAUUGAGGAGUUACAACCAAGCUCGACAGUGAAAUUGAGUGUCGAAAUCUUAUUCCUGAAGUACAAGAACAAUUACGCNAUAAGAAGCACUCUACUGAGUAUUUGUAUGAGUUCAAAGACUUGA
Molecule: messenger RNA, 453 nt
Organism: Lodderomyces theae
Lineage: Eukaryota; Fungi; Ascomycota; Pichiomycetes; Serinales; Debaryomycetaceae
Exons: 2
Coding region: 1-453 (150 amino acids)
Source: RefSeq, a predicted model, not a curated record